Aspergillus puulaauensis is the source of this 1305-nucleotide messenger RNA. RefSeq names its product glycosyltransferase family 31 protein. The record is from RefSeq and is a predicted model, not a curated record. Bases 1 to 1305 code for a protein of 434 amino acids. Gene Ontology annotation, cellular component: membrane. The transcript has 2 exons. NCBI's taxonomy places the organism in Eukaryota, Fungi, Ascomycota, Eurotiomycetes, Eurotiales, Aspergillaceae. Gene Ontology annotation, molecular function: glycosyltransferase activity.
AUGAGUUCCCACCGCGGUAUCCGUCGCCGUAUCGCCGUGGUCGCAACCCUUCUCACCGUUUUCCUCAUCUACCACUUCACAUUCGGGACCGUCCCCGACACGACAACCACGUCCUCACAUAAUGCACACGGCAGUUCCAACCAGAAGACCCAGUGUCCUCCACUCCCGGGGAUUGAAGAUGUCCUCGUUAUUAUGAAAACCGGCGUCACAGAAGCCCUCGAUAAAGUCCCUGUGCACUUCCAAACAACCCUCCGCUGCAUCCCCAACUACGUCAUCUUCUCCGACUUCGAGGAGGAAAUCAAUGGGGUCAAAAUCCACGAUGCCCUCCGCGGCGUCGACCCCGUCGUGAAAGACACAGUCGCAGACUUCCAAAUCUACAACCGCCUCCAAGAGCACGGCCGCAAAGGUCUCGAAUCGCAAGACUUUGCCGACGAGGCAAACUCCGCCAUUGGCAAACCAAACAACCCCGGCUGGAAGCUAGAUAAAUGGAAGUUCCUUCCCAUGGUCAAGGAAUCGUACCUGCGCAAGCCAGACGCCAAAUGGUACGUGUUCAUGGAAGCAGACACAUACUACUCGUGGCCAACUCUCCUCGCAUGGCUAGAGCGCUUCGACGCCUCUAAGCCGUUCUACAUCGGGACGGAAACCCAAAUCGCGGACGUCAUUUUCGCGCACGGCGGCUCGGGCUUCAUGAUCUCCAACCCGGCCAUGAAGCGCACGGUGGACGAAUACGACGACAACUUCGCCGAGCUGCACGAGUACACCGAUACCCAUUGGGCCGGGGACUGCGUGCUAGGGAAAGUCCUCUCGAACGUCGGCGUCGACCUGACGUUCUCAUGGCCAAUUCUUCAAAACACGAACAUCGGGGAGCUCGACGAGUUCACAACGGGGUUCUACAGACGGCCGUGGUGUUUCCCAGCCGUCGCUUUCCACCACUUGUCACCCAGUGAUGUCAAGUUUCUGCACGACUUUGAGCAGCGGAGGUUAGCAAAGGGUUCAAAACCUCUUCUGCAUAGCGACGUUUUCAAGGAGCUUAUCUUUCCCGAACUCUCCAACGUCCGAGAUGGCUGGGAUAACCUUAGUGACAAGGAACAAUCGUCAGCAUCUACAUUCCAGGAAUGCCAGUCCUACUGCGAGAAAUCCACCGACUGUGUCCAAUUCGUCAUGCGCGGUGGGAAAUGUUAUACCGGUGCGACGCCACGACUUGGGUCGAGCUCCUCGGAUGCUCGGUCUGGGUGGGUCAUUAAUAAAAUACAGAAGAUGGUAAAGCAGGCACCUAAAUGUGCUCGACCAGACUUUGGGCGAUGA